This is a messenger RNA of Lycium ferocissimum, 870 nucleotides long. RefSeq lists its product as uncharacterized. The record is from RefSeq and is a predicted model, not a curated record. The transcript has 4 exons. Bases 1 to 870 code for a protein of 289 amino acids. Lineage: Eukaryota; Viridiplantae; Streptophyta; Magnoliopsida; Solanales; Solanaceae.
AUGUUUGGGGAUGAGGCAUCUGUCUCUCGAAAAUUGUUUUUACAUCCUCCACCGGACUUCAAUGGAUUUGAUAGGUUAGUUAGCCUAGAACUGUAUGAAGUCACAAUUACUUCCAAAUCACUUGAAAGUUUAGUCAAUCACAGCCCGUUGCUUGAGCGUUUGGUGCUACAAGAAUUAUAUAUUCAAGAUCAUAUUCAAGUUAAUGCUGCCAAGCUAAGAUACUUCAAUUUCACAGACAGUAUAAUAUCUGUUUCUUUAAAAAAUGUCCCUCUUCUUGAGGAACUUUCACUUUGGGAUCCGAAAUCUUCUGAAAAUGCAGGGGAAUCUGAUAUUUCCAAUGUUGUCCAGUCCUUGGCUACAGGAGCUGGUGAAGUACCAACAAGGCUUCCUUGUGCUUUUAACCGUCUUGGACAUCUUCGCUUAUCUGAUAUUAGUCUGAGAGAAUUAGAUGAGGUUUCAGGUGCCUUUUGCUUGAUCAGAAGCUGCCCAUAUUUACACGAUAUGGAAAUAAAGGUGUUCCAUGACGAUGAUAGUGAAAUUCCUGCACUAGAUUCCCUUGAAAGCUUCGCAGAUGUGACAUUUAAUCACCUCAGAACAGUUAAACUAGAAGGCAUUAUAGGAACAAAGCUUGAGAUGCAGCUUAUCAAGCUUCUAUUAGCCAAGGCCCCAGUGUUGAUAAGGAUGCAAAUAGAGCCUGGGGUAGGAGAUAACUCUCCACAAACAAGACUCCAAGUACUUGUAGAACUAACAAGAUUUCGUCGUGCAUCAACUGAAGCAGUUGUGUAUAACUUGACUGCAAUGCAGUUUGAUCUUAUCUUUUGGCAGACCAUGAUCUUGGCUAAAAGUGCUCUGGCAGUUAAAAAUCAAUAG